Manis javanica (Malayan pangolin) is the source of this 2569-nucleotide messenger RNA. It is a transcript of the gene PKP1, whose product is annotated as plakophilin 1. The record is from RefSeq and is a predicted model, not a curated record. Gene Ontology annotation, molecular function: protein binding. Gene Ontology annotation, biological process: cell-cell adhesion. Gene Ontology annotation, cellular component: nucleus; plasma membrane; cytoplasm. NCBI's taxonomy places the organism in Eukaryota, Metazoa, Chordata, Mammalia, Pholidota, Manidae.
UCUGGCGGAGGCGGGCCCCGCCGGGGCCGGGAGGGGGCCGAGCCGGGGCGGGGCGGAGGCGCCAGGAGCAGCCGCCCGCAGCCCUCUCGCGGACCUCGCACUCUAUGGCCACAGGGAGCCGCUGAGAGGAGACGCGCUCGUCCCGCCCGCCGCCGCACCUGCCGCGCCGACCUGCUCUCCGACCCCAGCCCGCGCGCGCCUCCCGCCGCCAUGAACCACUCGCCACUCAAGACCGCCUUGGCGCACGAGUGCUUCUCGGACCAGGACAACUCGACGCUGGCCUUGCCGUCGGACCAGAAGAUGAAAACAGGCACGUCGGGCCGGCAGCGCGUGCAGGAGCAGGUGAUGAUGACCGUCAAGCGGCAGAAGUCCAAGUCUUCGCAGGCGUCCACCCUGAGCCACUCCAACCGAGGUUCCAUGUAUGAUGGCUUGGCCGACAACUACAACUAUGGGACCGGCAGCCGGAGCGGCUACUACGCCAAGUUGCAGGCGGGGAAUGGCGCAUGGGGAUAUCCGAUCUACAACGGGACCCUCAAGCGGGAAGCUGACAACAGACGCUUCAGCUCCUACAGCCAGAUGGAGAACUGGGGCCGGCACUACGCCCGGGGCAGCUGCAACACCGGUGCAGGCAGUGACAUCUGCUUCAUGCAGAAAAUCAAAGCCAGCCGCAGUGAGCCCGACCUCUACUGCGACCCGAGGGGCACUUUGCGCAAGGGCACGCUGAGCAGCAAGGGCCACAAGACCGCCCAGAGCCGUUACAGCUUCUACAGCACCUGCAGCGGCCAAAAGCCGGUCAAGAAGUGCCCUGUGCGCCCACCCUCCUGCGUUUCCAAGCAGGACCCACUGUGCUGCAACAAGGAACUGUCCUUCGGCCACUCCAGGGCCAGCUCCAAGAUCUGCAGUGAGGACAUCGAGUGCAGCGGGCUGACCAUCCCUAAGGCCGUGCAGUACCUGAGCUCCCAGGACGAGAAGUGCCAGGCCAUCGGGGCCUAUUACAUCCAGCACACCUGCUUCCAGGACGAGUGUGCCAAGCAGCAGGUCUAUCAGCUGGGAGGCAUCUGCAAGCUGGUGGACCUCCUCCGGAGCCCCAACCAGAAUGUCCAGCAGGCCGCAGCCGGGGCCCUGCGUAACCUGGUGUUCCGGAGCACCACGAACAAGCUGGAGACCCGGAGGCAGAACGGGAUCCGCGAGGCUGUCACCCUUCUGCGGAGAGCUGGGAGCAGCGAGAUCCAGAAACAACUGACAGGGCUGCUCUGGAACCUGUCUUCCACGGAUGAGCUGAAGGAGGAGCUCAUCAUGGACGCCCUGCCUGUGCUGGCCGACCGCGUCAUCAUCCCCUUCUCCGGCAACAGCAACGUGUGCCGGGAACCCGUGGACCCUGAGGUCUUCUUCAAUGCCACGGGCUGCCUGAGGAACCUGAGCUCAGCCACCGCCGGCCGCCAGACCAUGAGAAACUACACGGGACUCAUCGACUCCCUCAUGGCCUAUGUCCAGAACUGCGUGGCGGCCAGUCGCUGCGACGACAAGUCUGUGGAGAACUGCAUGUGCAUCUUGCACAACCUGUCCUACCGCCUGGACGCCGAGGUGCCCACCCGCUACCGCCAGCUGGAGUACAACACCCGCAACGCCUACACGGACAAGUCCUCCACCGGCUGCUUCAGCAACAAGAGCGGCAAGAUGAUGAACAACAACUAUGACUGCCCCCUCCCCGAGGAGGAGGCCAACCCCAAGGGCAGCAACUGGCUGUACCACUCAGAUGCUAUCCGCACGUACCUGAACCUCAUGGGCAAGAGCAAGAAAGAUGCCACCCUGGAGGCCUGCGCCGGCGCCCUGCAGAACCUGACUGCCAGCAAGGGGCUGAUGUCCAGCGGCAUGAGCCAGCUGAUCGGGCUCAAGGAAAAGGGCCUGCCACAGAUCGCUCGUCUGCUGCAGUCCGGCAACUCCGACGUGGUGCGGUCCGGGGCCUCCCUCCUGAGCAACAUGUCCCGCCACCCCGCACUUCACAGGGCCAUGGGGAACCAGGUGUUCCCGGAGGUGACCAGGCUGCUCACCAGUCACACUGGCAACACCACCAACUCAGAGGACAUCCUGUCCUCAGCCUGCUACACCGUGAGGAACCUGAUGGCCUCCCAGCCGCAGGCGGCCAGGCAGCACUUCUCCAGCAGCAUGGUCAACAACGUCAUCAACCUGUGUCGCAGCAGUGCCUCCCCCAAGGCUGCAGAUGCUGCCCGGCUCCUCCUGUCUGACAUGUGGUCCUGCAAGGAGCUGCAGAGUGUCCUCAGACAGCAAGGUUUCGAUAGGAGCAUGCUGGGGACCUUAGCCGGGGCCAACAGCCUCAGGAACUUCACCUCCCGGUUCUAGGAAAAGGCCACUCGAGCAAGGUCAGCUUGCAGAAGCGAUGUGACCCACUGAGAAGACCUCAGGCCUUGCUGGAGGGGUUAUUCUGUCCACCACGUGCAGUAUUUGGAAAAGUUCAAAUGCAACUGAGAACAAACCUGAAAACUAUGGAUGAUGGAAAUAUUUUUAGAUUCCUUUUUUUUUUCCUUGGGGGAAUUGGCAGGCGAUAGGG